Molecule: messenger RNA, 1386 nt
Organism: Penicillium taxi
Lineage: Eukaryota; Fungi; Ascomycota; Eurotiomycetes; Eurotiales; Aspergillaceae
Product: AAR2 splicing factor family protein
Exons: 1
Coding region: 1-1386 (461 amino acids)
Biological process (GO): spliceosomal tri-snRNP complex assembly
Source: RefSeq, a predicted model, not a curated record
AUGCAGCCCUCAUUUCACCCGACUCCGACGAUUCUUUUUCCUAAGCUACCUCCGAACAUCCUGGUCGGCAUCGACCUCAUCACCCUGACAUCGGCACCCAAAUUUUACGGCAUCAGGGAUCUGCCCACAGGAUGGCAUUUGGUCUAUACGGGAACAACAGAGUCUCUGUCACUUCGCUGUGGGGCAUGGUUUCACGUGAACGAUACUGGCGCGGCCAGCGAUGAUGAAAAUAGCACAGCACUCGUCGCCGCACCCAACCUAACCACCCAGCCCGAAAUCUUCAUUUGGAAAUGGAACUCUGACACAGAGAGUUUAACUUCCUUGCUAAACAGGAACGAAGAUGACCGCCGAGAAUCCAUGCAAUACAAAGCCAACUUGGGUGCUAUCCGGCGGAUGGGGGGUCUUUUCCGAUACCAGAGUUGUGUGCCUCCAUCCAUGCUAGCCCAUAAACCUGACUUGACAAAACCUGCGCCAACACCGACGAAAGAAGACGAGGAGGUUGAGAAAAUUGCUCGCACCGAAUGGCUGAACCUGACAAGCUACAUAUCAUCAUCUCUUCUCUCUCGCAUCAUUGGAAGCCCGGAGGUGAAUGGAGAUGAUCAUUGCCGGUGGUUAGUUACGACUGCGAGCUCGGCAGAUCGUGAUUCAGAUCAUAUCCCUGGCCUUAGCAUUCCUACUGCUGGAUCAGGAGGAUCACCGUGGGCAGUGGGUGAGCUGGAAAGGGGACUCGAUUUUCUCCCCGUUGAUCUGAAGCGAACCUGGAGAGAAGGGGCAAUCGGGAGUGAAAGAACAGAAGGCGCGCAAGAUAAGUCUUGGGCAUUGGGAGAUCUUAUUCAACGCUACUCUAGCUCAUCGUCUAACGGAACAGCUGUGGAUCAGCGAUCGGGAGAAGUGCAACUACUCGGUGAACUCCAGUUCACAUUCCUUACAGUAUUGACAUUGAUGAACUAUUCGUGUCUACAGCAGUGGAAGCGAUUGUUAGAACUUAUUCUGACAUCUCGCGAAGCAAUCGUGACUAGGGAAGCCUUCAUGAGCGAUGUGGUUUCGCUACUGCUACGACAAUUGAAGAGAUGUGGCGACGUCGAAGGCGGAAUUUUCGAUAUCGAUAGAGAUGAUGGUGGACAAUUCGUCCACAAUCUUCUUAUUAGAUUCAAACGAUUGGUGGACCAAGUUCUUCCAGAUAACACCGAGUCGAAGGUUAAAAUGGAGUUUGCUAAGUUACAUGCGUGGGUAAAUGAGGAGUAUGACUGGGAACUGACACCCGCAGCAAUAGUCAAAAAGGGGAUGGUUCGACUUGAAGAUGGCGAAGAGGUCGAAUUGGAUUUGGAUGACAAUGAUGAAUACGAAGAAACUGGCGAAUAUGCGCCGAUGAUUGUUGAGAUUUAA